AUGGUCAACCUUCGUUCUCAAAAGCGACUCGCCGCAGCUGUCGCCGGUGUUGGCAAGCGCAAAAUUUGGCUCGACCCUGCUGAACAAGCUGAGAUCGGGAAUGCCAACUCCCGCUCGCACGUUAAGAAACUCAUCAAAGAUGGCCGUGUCAUCAUAAAGCCCACCGUUAUCCACUCCCGCGCCCGCACCCGUGACCUUCUUGCUGCCAAACGCAAGGGUCGUCACACUGGUCCGGGUAAAAGAAAGGGUACUGCUGAGGCUCGUCUCCCCACUAAGGUGCAGUGGAUGCGGAGACAGCGGGUUCUGAGACGGUUGUUGAGAAAGUACAGAGAAGCAGGCAAGAUCGACAAGCAUCUAUAUCACUCCUUGUACCAAAAAUCGAAGGGUAACGUCUUCAAGAACAAGCGCGUCCUCAUGGAGUACAUUCACAAAGCUAAGGCUGAGAAGAACCGUACCAAGGUCCUCACCGACCAGAUGGAGGCUCGCCGUGGCAAGAACAAGGCUACUCGCGACCGUCGUGCCAAAAGGCUGGCAGAGAAGCGGCAAGCAAUUCUUGCAGUGGAGCACGAGGCAGCUGUUCAGGAGUAA
This is a messenger RNA of Suillus subaureus, 588 nucleotides long. RefSeq names its product 60S ribosomal protein L19. Gene Ontology annotation, biological process: translation. Lineage: Eukaryota; Fungi; Basidiomycota; Agaricomycetes; Boletales; Suillaceae. The transcript has 3 exons. Gene Ontology annotation, cellular component: cytosolic large ribosomal subunit; ribosome. Gene Ontology annotation, molecular function: structural constituent of ribosome; RNA binding. Bases 1 to 588 code for a protein of 195 amino acids. The record is from RefSeq and is a predicted model, not a curated record.